AAGUUGUUAUUAGCGAUGUCCGCUCAAUAAGCAAGAUGUCGGUGUCAAUGCUCCCCAUGUGUGUUCGCACAGGUUUGGGCCUGAGCCGGGUCCAUAACCGUGGCAUCUUGCUUCAGUCCUUCCUCCGGGCAUUCUCUGCGGAGAAGGCUAACAGUGCUACUGGGGGACUGGCUCAAGCUAUUCUUCAAGACAGAUUGCAGCAACAGAGGAAUCAGGAAAACUCCGCCACCUCAGAGACCACAUGGUCAUCUGGAGAUUCUGGUCAGAAGAAGCAAGAGGAGAAAAAACAAAAAGAGAACUCUGCUUAUGCUAAGAAAAUCAUCCUAAGGCUUGCAGGUCUCUUUGGUAUUGGAAGUACUGUUACUGUGGUAUAUAUAUUUGGAGGCAGUUCCACUGAUGAACAAGGAAACCGGAUUCCUGAUGAGUUUGAUAAUGACCCACCAGUGUUUCAACAGAUAAGGAGGACUUGCAAGUAUUUUAAAGAUUACAGACAGAUGAUUAUUGAACCCACUAGUCCCAAACUGCUCCCGGACCCAUUGAAGGAGCCAUACUAUCAGCCACCGUACACACUUGUCCUAGAGCUGACUGAUGUUCUACUUCAUCCAGAGUGGUCGUUGGUAACUGGAUGGCGAUUUAAAAAGAGACCUGGAAUUGAGUAUUUAUUCCAACAGCUUGCACCACUUUAUGAGAUUGUAAUUUUUACAGCAGAAACUGGAAUGACUGCAUUUCCUCUGAUUGACAGUAUUGACCCACAUGGCUUUGUGAUGUACAGGCUUUUUCGAGAUGCCACACGUUAUGUAGAAGGUCAUCAUGUAAAGGAUGUGUCCUGUUUGAACAGAGAUGCUUCUAAGGUUAUUGUGAUUGAUUGUAAGAAGGAAGCAUUCAGCCUACAACCCUUCAAUGGUCUAGCUCUUCAGAAAUGGGAUGGUAGUUCAGAAGACCGCACUCUCUAUGAUCUUGCAGCAUUUCUUAAAACAAUUGCCAUUAGUGGUGUAGAAGAUGUAAGAAUGGUGUUGGAGAAUUAUGCAUUGGAAAAGGAUCCAAUAGAAGCAUUCAAAAAGAGACAGGAACAGCUUGCUCAGGAAGAAGAGCACAGAAUCUCUGAACUUUCUCGACAUAAACAACAAGGCUUGUCACUAAGUACUAUUACAGGACGUUUCUGGCCUAGAUCAAAACAACAGUGACACAUUUUCAGUCUCCAUUUUCAUGGACAGUCUACAAAUGGAAUGGCUGUUGUGGGCAACUUCCUUCAACAAAUAAUUUAGUAUCCAUUCUGGAAAUUAUUAUCCUUGUCACAUUUGUUACUUUUUAAGUCCAAAAAAAAUUGGGCCCUGGCUAAAAUAAGAUGGAAAUUGAGCUACAUCCUAACCUAACUGAAAGGCGAAUAAACUUUGAUUUGUUCAGUGGGAGCUAUUUUAAACAUAGAAGAAAAACAGAGUGCAGUCUCUUCUUUUUACCAUUCUUCUACUGUUUGUAAAGGGACUUCUUGCUUUGUUUUGGUGCUGUGCGUAAUAAAUACAGGUCUGUUUUAAAGACAGGUUGUAGCAGAAUUAUGUAAAAGAAGGAACAUGUUUCUCCUGAAGUACACAACCUGUGAACCCCAUUAUUUUUGUAUUUAUUUCAAGUAAAGCAGUAUUUAAACAUAAUUAGUAGUACAAUAGGAGAAUCCAAUUUUUUUUUUUUUUUUUUUUUUUUUUUUUUUUUGCAUUGCUCUUUAAAUAAAGACCUUGUGACUCUC
This is a messenger RNA of Erpetoichthys calabaricus (reedfish), 1738 nucleotides long. RefSeq names its product translocase of inner mitochondrial membrane 50 homolog (S. cerevisiae) (gene timm50). Gene Ontology annotation, molecular function: phosphoprotein phosphatase activity. NCBI's taxonomy places the organism in Eukaryota, Metazoa, Chordata, Cladistia, Polypteriformes, Polypteridae. The transcript has 11 exons. Bases 36 to 1184 code for a protein of 382 amino acids. The record is from RefSeq and is a predicted model, not a curated record.